Messenger RNA from Columba livia (rock pigeon), 5084 nucleotides. It is a transcript of the gene VASH2, whose product is annotated as vasohibin 2. NCBI's taxonomy places the organism in Eukaryota, Metazoa, Chordata, Aves, Columbiformes, Columbidae. Gene Ontology annotation, biological process: regulation of angiogenesis. Gene Ontology annotation, cellular component: cytoplasm. The transcript has 4 exons. Bases 1811 to 2692 code for a protein of 293 amino acids. The record is from RefSeq and is a predicted model, not a curated record.
UGUGGUUUUCUCCACUGCAUCACUUUUUAAUAUGUUGUCCUUCCCAGAUGGUGUCUGAGGUGGUCACAGCCAAAGGUGAGUGCCAGCAGCUCGGGGAAGUGCCGCGGUAUUGAUCAAUAGGUUGCCAAAUUACUUAGGUUUGUCAGUAGGAGCUUGGAUGCUGUGUGCCCAGUUCUAACGUGCUGCGUUCUGGUCAUGUUGGCUUUGCCUCCUGCCCUGGUAAUCUGCUUAAUGUCAGGACAUGACCCAAAGUGCCCAGAUAAGUAUCUGUCUACACAGUCCCUGUUUUCUUCAUUAAUAUUUCUCUGAUGGUUAUUGUCGGAGCUUGGAGACACCUGAGAAAUGCAGGUUCUGCCCUAUGCUUGUCUAAUGUUUACAUGGUGAAGUCAUGUUAGAUUUUGUCUCUCAGCCCACAGCUGUGCUUUGUGCAGAAACAUUUGUGUAUUAUAGUUAGACAUUUAACCUUUACUUUAACAUAAUUCUUGUUUCCUAUUCAGUCUCAGAAAAAAAGCCAAGAAUGUUUUCGUUGAGAGACUGACUUGCUUCUUGACCCUCUUGUGCUGUCCCUAAUAAAUCAACCUGCAUUAUCCUAAAACACUACAGGAUGGCAAGGCAGGGUUACAGGAAUAAUUGUAUGCCUGAUAACAUCUUACCAUAACUGAUCAAGUUUGAUCUAAACCAAAACCAAACCUCAACCCAAAAUAAACCCCGAAGCAAACCAGCUUCUGGCACGUAUCUGCUGUGUUCCGCUUGCCGCUGCUGCCACCUCUCGUGGGAGAAGGAGCUGGCAGAGCGCAGCGGGUAGUGCCCAGUGCUGGCUUAUGAGAAGGGGUGGCUGCUUUGGGGUGGGAAGGGGACACGGGCUGAGUUAGUGUGUGGUGUGUGAGGCUGGAUGCUGGACGCGGUCCCUGCUGUGCCGGGAGCUCUGUGGUGCACACCAGGUGCUGCUUGCAGCUGCACUCGGCUCUCCGUGUGCCAGCAAUGGGCUUCAGGUCAGAGUGUGAAAGUGACUCUGGCUGGUGGGGCUUCCCCUGGAAAUACUGGCAGGGUCUGCGUGCAGCUGGAGGGAUGGGGGUCCUGGGGGCUUCCUGUCAGCAAGGGACUCAAACCAAUGCCCUCCCAGAAACAGAAAUUAUGUCAGUGCAUCUCUUGUGCUUGCACAUGUGUCAAAGUUGUGUUCCAAGCUCCUUAGGAAGGAAAGGGAUGGGGGAGAUAAUCCCCAGGUGGAGUUGAUGCUGCUCUGCAGUGUCAGUGUGGCGUCCAGUGCCAUAUUUCUAGCACUGAGCUGAUUAUUCCACAUACCACACGAGCAGAGGUGUGGUGUACAGAUGACAAAGAUAAUCUACAAGUAUUCAUGGUGACUGAAAGUUUGGACUAUUUUAUUUUCAUUUGGAAAAAGUUUUGUUUUGUUUUGUUUCCUGUUUGCCUCAAACCUGACUCCUUUUUUUUUUUUUUUUGAACCAGAGGGGAAGCAAAAUAUUUGAAAGCUAUGGUUUAUACUAUUUGGUGCCAUCUGAAGUUUCAUUGGACUUUUAAGGUUUGGAUGAAUCUUUCUGUCCUCAGUUGCAAUAUUAAAAAGUUUAUGGAAAACAUUUUUUUUUAAAUUGAGAUUACUUUGUGAGAAGGCUUAGGCAGGGGAGGGUAUGAGACAGGCCUGUCUUCCUACAGCUUCUGCUUGCUCUCUUGGAAGUCUCCUGUGGGAAAACAGGCUGGCUGCUGGGGUGGUGGUCCAGCAACAGAUGCAUGCAAUAUAAAACCUCAGUGUUUUUCCCAGGUGUAGUUACACAAAGACUGCAGUGGUAGUGAGUGGAUGGGCCAUCUGAAUAUGUGUGCUUUGAAAGUGGCCACUACGAAGCCUGUGUCCACGCAGAACCUUGUGGUGCCGUGCUAUGUGUGCAGCAUGUGGGUUUUGGGAGGCAUAUUUGUAACAGCACAGGGGAAGUUUGCUGUUUUGGUGUGUUUGGGUUUUUUUGUUCUUUUUAUUUCUUCUGUCAGCUGUGAGAUUUUGAUCUUCAGCAUUGCAUUGCCCUCUGGGUGUGGCCAUGGUGAGGCCAGCAGCUGGACUUGCUUUCCAAGGUCAGGCGGUUACCAGUGCUGUUGUUGCCUUGAUGCAGUGCACACCAGAUACUUAACGAACGGGCAGCCCUCCGUGGAACGAUUCCCCAUCAGCUUUAAAACCCACUUCUCAGGGAACUAUUUUCAUCACGUGGUGCUCGGGAUUUACUGCAACGGCCGCUAUGGCUCGCUGGGCAUGAGCAGACGAUCAGAUCUGAUGGACAAGCCUUUAACCUACCGAACUCUGAGCGACCUCAUCUUUGAUUUUGAAGACUCCUAUAAGAAGUACUUGCAUUCAGUCAAAAAAGUAAAAAUCGGAUUAUAUGUCCCGCACGAGCCACACAGCUUUCAGCCCAUUGAGUGGAAACAGCUGGUCCUUAAUGUAUCCAAAAUGAUGCGCACAGAAGUCAGGAAGGAGCUGGAGAAGUUUGCCAGGGACAUGAGGAUGAAGAUUCUGAAACCCUCAAGUGCCCAUUCUCCAAUGAAAGAGAGGUCACGGGGUAAGUCGUUGUCCCCUCGCCGAAGGCAAGCCAGCCCUCAGAGACGUGCGUGCAAAAGAGACAAAUCGCCGGCGGUGGUGGACAAGAAAGGAGACCUGGCUACGCUUAACGAGGUGGGCUACCAGCUCCGCAUCUGACAGAGCCAUUCGCAGGACAGAGGGCUUCCCUGGUGCUUCCCGCUGCACUUUACCUGCACUCCGCUGGAAGGAAUGGGACUAUUUAUUAACCUAUGGACUCUUUAAUAAAUGUUUUACCUAGAAAAUACAAGGGGGGAGUUCUUUUAGUGGCAGUAUUUAUUUUCUGUCAUGGAAAAGGCAUCAGUGAAGAGAACCUAAAAUUAUGUUUAUCAGACUAGAAGAGUUUUUUUUCUCUCCAUCAUGUAGCAGGUGACUCCAGUGGUGUGAGUUUCUUCAAAUAUAACUUCCCUGUACAAGCAGUAAUUGAAUUUGUGCUGGGUAGUAGCAUUGGGAUAACAAAGAAAUCAUAUUCUUAGUGUUAAGAUGUGCUGGGGUGCAGUGCAGUUAAAAAAAAAAAAUCAGCAUUAAUAUUUAAUUCAGCAAUAAAAACAAGCAGUGCAGAAGUGGCGUGAGUCUUUAAAGUAUCAUCAUUACCUCACUAAACUUAAUAGAUAUGCAAAACUGUCAGUAUUAUUGUUUUGUGACUGAUUUGUACUGUUUCCCAGCAUUUCUGGUAGUAUUAAAAUGGCACUGAAUGUUUUACUGCCACACCUGUAUUAUUAUCUUGUGCAUGUUGCUGAAAGAUGCUAAGUAAUAGUAAUAUGCAAGUGUAUUCUUAAACACUGACAAUUUAUUAGGCAAGAUACGAGGCUUUUUUAAAAACGAUAAUUGAUGAAUAAUGAAUUUUUAAACUUUCAUAAUUUUUUUAUACUUUAUUGAAAGCUUUUAGUCUUUCUGGACUACACUGCUGAAGCACAAAAUGUAGAGAUUGCUGUUUUGUAGAGACAAGUGUUCACCUGUUAGUCAGUUUGUUUCUCAUAUAUGUUCCUGGAAUAAGGGAAGAAAUGUCAGACUUGAUAACCUGAGUCUAUAUGCUUUUCUUUCACCAUUAGUGUGUGGCUUGGCUUUGAGGGCUGAGCAGUCUCAGACAGUGAUGCCUUGACAUCUUAUAUUAAGAUCAGACAUCGCAGGCUGAAGUUAACCUUCUGCCAUGCUGCUGUAGGGAGUUUUUCCUAUACGUGUUGUAGCAACAACUGCUUAGUCAGACCUAAAAAAGAAGCUCUUAUUGGAACAACUUCAGCAAUAAAUUAAAUUGUACGUCUGAAAUAGCUGAAAAUCAAGCUUGUUUGCCUCCUCCCUACUCAGUCCUUCUGUUCUAGGGCUUAGCUAAGGACCUGCGAUGGAAGGCAGCAUUCUCAAGUGACAUGGUACGAUUCUCACUGGGGUCCACCCUUUGCAUUAGUGAAGCUCUCUGGAAGCAUUCGAGUGCUGCAUUCCUGAAAAUAUUUCAUUAGGUGCCUAAAUAGAAACUGGAUUAUUGUAUAAGUCCAGCCUCUACCCGUUGUGCUGUGCUUACAGAUGACACUGCCAUGGGCCUUGUGUAUCUCCCUUCCUGGGCAUGCACUUUUUUUGGGAUUUUGCUGAAGACAGAACAUUGUUAGUGACAAUGUUGCUCAAACAGAAUGAUUUAAGUUCCUGGAACAAUUACUUCAGCCAGCAAUUGAAUGAGUACAGGAGGAGAUGAUUGCUUAUACACAGACCUGAUUGCUCAAAAAAAGUCAGUGAAUCUCACCUACCUAGGACAGGAAGACAAGGAUGAAACCCAGCAACCUUGGACAAGCAAUGAAGGACUGUCUGCUAAUUACAUUUCAGAAGGCCCAAAAAGAAGGCUUUUCAACCGUAUAGAAGAUUACCAUAUCAAUUACAGGGCAGCAUUUCCUAUUUCUCUUCCUCUAAACUUUUCCAUUCCUGUGUUCACAAUAGGAAAUUUUUGGAAGAGAGGGAAAUACUCUUUUUUUUUUUUGGUAGAAAUAUUUGUGUAAUUUGACACCGGCCACAACGUUUCUGUUUUGAACUUUGUCCUGCUCUGUGUCCUGUAACUUAAACAUUUUCUUUUCAUAUAUUCCUUAGAUUUCUCAUGGGUAAAAUAAUGUGAAAAACGUAGUUUGAUCAGGUGUAUCUUAUAGCACAAGGUUAUCUGAUGCAUUGCAAGGUUUUUUUCUAUGAAACCAUGGUUUACUUCAGCUCAAGCAAGGGUGGUUGGUAUACAGUUUUUUACUGUUGUCCAGCACAACUUGAGAUACUUUCUCUUAACCUCUAACUUAUACUGAAACUUUUCAAUGCUGUAGAGGUGUUUGGCAAAUUGCUUUUGGUUCUUGUUUUGAAGUUCUGCUGAAAUAUUCUCUUGAAACUUAUGGCAUUUGUCUCAAGUGUGGUUCUAGUGACUGUUCUAACUUACUGCAAAGUGGUCAAAUAGUGUAGAAAACAUGCAUGACUUUUUUUUUUUAUCACUUGUAUGUUUAUGCACAGCAUGAAACUUCAAUAAAAUAUCAUGAUAGUCUUUUUUUAAUGA